AUGCCGUCCUGGCCAUCUCGUCUACUCCCUCCUCCCCAUAAUCAGGACCAGCUUUCGGUUCCCGAACAACCUCCGUCCCGACCAUCCACCUCCAGAUCUCACGGGAGGUCACAGUCACAUUACAUACCUUCCGGAAACUCUAACCCGCCUGGCGCACAUCUAGAGCCUGGGAGACACUAUAUCAGCAGAGCAAACGAAGGAGAUAUGUUGGGAUCUUUAGAAAGAGAUGGCGGGCACACUGCGCAUAGCGGGAAUAAUAGGAGACACUCAACAGUUCCUACAGACAUGGUUUCUGGAAUGGCGGGGAAUGGAGGAAACUUGCAGACAAAUUUUACAACGGGUCGGUGCUCAUGUUGCGAUUCCUACGUUCGGUGGCCAACUCAUUUGUCGGUUUUUCGAUGCACGACAUGUACAACUAUCAACGACCUCGCUCCGGCUGAGCAGUGUACCAAGGGUAUACCGCCAAUCUCUGCCGAGAGAACGAGAUCAAUCAUAAAUUCCUGUAUAAGAGGAUUUCUGGAGCAACGAGAAUGGCUAGAUAAUAUGCCGGAACAUCCACCACCUCCUCCGCCAAUUCCGAUCCCGGGGAGGCCGUCGGAUGAAUCUGGCGGACUGGGAGGCCCAGUGCAGACACCUCCGGUCUUUUCUAAAUUCUCACCUAACACAGCGGCUGCAAUGAUGGCAUUUCCAGCACAUAGAGACCUUGCGGAUGCGGCGCCGUCGCGGAGGCCUUCGCUACCUAUACUAAGUCUUUCAGAGAGUUUUUCUUCUACAGCUACACCUCCACCUAGGGACCGUCGCUCAAUGUAUGUACCCGCAGGGAAGGGUUCACUGUCUCCAGGGUCAAAUGGCGCCGAUAGACCGGAAACUGGGAGUCGGCAAAAUCCAGAAAGCACUCCUCACGAGGAACUUGUGAGGAAAUCGUUUAGACCAUUAGAGAAUUAUUUGACAACCACCUUUGGAAGUUGUGACUGUCUAAAUGCGAGCUUUUUGAAAAGGCGCAGCGAAGGCCUGGAGCCAAAGUCUCAAGAUAUCAGAUCUACCUCACCUAGAAGGUCUAAGUCCCCAGCGAAGUCGUCAAAGGAGAUUGAUAUACCUGUUACGAAUAAAAUUGGGGAGAAAGAAACAAUUUUAUUGCAACGAGGUAGAUUCCUAGGUAAGGAGUUAAAUUCCAGUAAAAAAGAAAAAGAAAAGACAAAAACCGUACCCGAAACAAAGCCUACCAGUGUGAGAAGUCCUGGAAUUGACUGGGAAAGUGUGGAUGAGCUUUACGACAUGGUAAUAAAUGUUGGUGCGGAUUACAGAGAUGAAAACACCGACUCUAGGAGCUGGGAUAGCGAACUUAGGAAAGAUAUGGAAGAUGCUAGGGCUCACAUUGGCAGAUCCCUGUUGAAAGCUACAGAAAGUGUUUUGAAACGUCCCGGAAGGCCAUUGAAGAAGCCUGAAGAUGUUAGGUUUCUACUUAUAAUCUUAGCAAACCCUCUUUUAUAUCCGGAGUCUUCUCGUCCGGUCUCCAAGGUCCAUGCUUCCACUUCGUCCAACCGGAGUGGCAAUUCAGGUGGUCCCGGUCAUCAUUCCGGAAUUAUCAAACGUAUCAUGGGAUUGGUCGGAAACCUUGAUAAUUCAAUCCAUCACUACCUUGUCUCGUGGUUCACCCGAAUGCCGGAGGUUCAGUUUCGGCGAUUAGUGGAGUUAGUAGGAAGCUUCAUCACUUACCGACUCACGAGACAGCCCGCGAGAAAAAAAACACAACAGGCAACCGGAAUGAUGGGGCGGGGGGUCAAGCAGUUGCCAUAUAACGAUGAUUGGCAAAUAAAGGCAGCAGCAAAAGUUAUGGCAUUGUUUUUCUCGGCAAAUAAUAACACUGCUGGUCGUCGUGGCAUGGUCCAGAACAUCAAAGAUGAUGAAGAAAACAUGAAUUCUGCAGUCAUGGCAAGGCGUGAAGCGAGACGGAGAGGCCAAAUUAUUCUCACUAGCGAGUUUUACAACAUGCUUCUCGAUUACCAUGACUUGAUAGCUGAUUUCGAUGUCUGGGAGUCACGUUCUUCAAAGUUUUGCUUUUGUCAGUAUUCGUUUUUGUUGUCUAUGGGAUCCAAGAUACAGAUCCUUGAGCACGACGCCAAGCGACAAAUGGAAGUUCAAGCUCGGCAGGCGUUUUUCAAUAGUAUAUCUACCAGAAGAGCAGUAAAUCAAUAUCUCGUAUUGAAGGUCCGGAGAGAGUGUUUGGUUGAAGACAGUUUGAGAGGAAUAAGUGAGGGUGCAGGGGGCAUAGAUGACAUCAAGAAAGGGUUAAGAAUUGAAUUUAUUGGGGAGGACGGUGUAGAUGCGGGUGGAUUAAAGAAAGAGUGGUUCUUGAUGGUUGCCCGGGACGUUUUCGAUCCUAACUACGGUAUGUUUAUCUACGACGAGGACUCUAAGUACUGUUAUUUCAACCCAUACUCUUUGGAAUCCUCUGAGGAGUAUUACCUGGUUGGUAUGCUCUUGGGACUUGCAAUCUAUAAUUCCACAAUACUGGACGUGGCUUUGCCGCCAUAUGUCUUCAAGAAGCUUCUGCACCUGACAAACAAGCACCAACUGGCAACCUCCUCUGUUCGACCCCCUUUAGUUCAAACUUUGGAAGACCUGGCAGUUUUCCGACCGGCUUUGGCAAGCGGGUUGGUUAAGCUGCUGGAGUUCGAGGGUGAUGUCGAGGCAACCUUCUGCCGCGAUUUUGUUGCAGAGUCUGAACGAUACGGUGAAGUGAUCGUUGCACCUCUUUGCCCCGGCGGGGAGAAUAAACCAGUUACCAAUGCAAAUCGGAAAGAGUUUGUCGAUCUCUAUCUGAGAUGGAUCCUGGAUACCUCUGUAGCCAGGCAAUUCGAACCUUUCAAGCGUGGAUUUUACACGGUUUGCGGGGGCAAUGCAUUAUCUCUUUUCCGACCAGAGGAGAUUGAGCUCCUUAUACGAGGCUCUGAUGAGGCGCUCGAUGUCUCUGCGAUGAAGGCCGUUGCCGUAUAUGAUGGCUGGGGAAACGCGACGCCAGCAGAUAAUGAUCCUGUAGUCAGGUGGUUCUGGAGCUUCUUUGAGAGAAUCUCACCAAAGGAACAGAGGAUGCUACUGCAUUUUAUCACUGGCAGUGACAGAAUACCAGCAAUGGGAGCAACGAGCUUGAUUAUCAAAGUGGGCUGUCUAGGACAAGAUUGCAAUAGAUUCCCUGUGGCUAGGACUUGCUUUAACCAGAUUUGCCUCUGGAGAUAUAAACGGAGGGAGAAGCUUGAGAGCAUGCUUUGGCGUGCCGUCACAGAAAGCGAAGGCUUUGGACUGAAAUGA
Morchella importuna is the source of this 3309-nucleotide messenger RNA. RefSeq lists its product as uncharacterized. Gene Ontology annotation, molecular function: ubiquitin protein ligase activity. Lineage: Eukaryota; Fungi; Ascomycota; Pezizomycetes; Pezizales; Morchellaceae. The coding region runs from base 1 to 3309 and encodes 1102 amino acids. Gene Ontology annotation, biological process: protein polyubiquitination. The transcript is spliced from 5 exons. The record is from RefSeq and is a predicted model, not a curated record.